Messenger RNA from Trichoderma asperellum CBS 433.97, 2014 nucleotides. RefSeq lists its product as uncharacterized. NCBI's taxonomy places the organism in Eukaryota, Fungi, Ascomycota, Sordariomycetes, Hypocreales, Hypocreaceae. The record is from RefSeq and is a predicted model, not a curated record.
AAUAACCGACAUUUGGAACCCACAUUAAACGCCUGUCCUCUUCUUCUUUUUUCCCUUCUUUAUUCCUUCCAAAUACAUACAGCCAUCAUGGCAUUUCAACAGCAGCCCAACCGUCCGGCCGUGCAGCGGGCUGCUCGCUCCGCUGUUGGCAGCCAAGGUCUUUCUAGGCGAUCGGCGCGCAGCGCCCAGGAGCAAGAAGCCGACGAGGCGCAGACUUGGGUGCUCUUCUCGCCUCCUACCGAUGUGACCACCACGUCCUAUCUGACCGAAGAUGAGCAUGACGAAUCGUUGGAGACCCCAGGCCGCUCGCGCCUAAGCGACCUCGGCAGCUUAAAUACAGUUGCAAGAACAGGGUCGGCGGCGGCGGCGGCGGCGGCCGGGCGAAAUGAUGAAGCCCAGUCCUCGCAGCUCUCUGCGGCUGUUGACGAAUCACAAGCGGAUGAUGCUGAGCUGGAUAGUCUCGAUGGCCAUCUGCCUGGGUUCAGGUCAUUCCCCCGGAAUAGCUUUGUUAUGCCGGUCCUCCCAGCCCACGAUGGCCUCGGCUCGUUCCACUUGGAUCAACCCGCCCUCGGCUUAGACGCUCAGGACCACAUUUACCAGUUUGAGAGGUUUAACCCCAGACGAGUACGCCGGAGGCUAAACAGCUUUGAUGAGGCUCAGUUUGAAUUGGAGCAAGCGCAAAUCCAGGAGGCAGAGAAGAGGGCACGGAUUGAAGCCUGGCGGCUGGAACAUAGCCGCAUCAUCCUAGAAGAGGUGCAGCGCGAGGCACGGCGAUCAAAGAUAUUGCAGCAGAAGCGGGUCGUUUCACAGAAACCCGUGCCAAAGGCAGAGGAAGUCACCGAGACGGAAGACAUGACUUGGCAUGAGGAAGACCCAGAUACUCACCCAGAAGACAAGGAAGACAGCGAAGGGCUGAUUACGAGAAUCACUCGCAAAGUUUUGCGGGAUAUACUUGGUAUAGAUGAGAAGCUACUAUCCGUGGUACUCGGGGGCGAUCUAUUAAGCGAUGAGGAGCUUUCAAGGACCCCGCGUCCGUCAGAGAGUGGACACGACCAGGAGCCAUCAGCUCCGGAAUCAGAAGAAUCGUGGCAUAUGCGCAUCCUGGAGACAGUAUCAAGAGAGCUUGGCUUGCUGGUCAACCAUCUCUCAAAGCACCCCGGCGCCUUUUCAACGUACUCGCAUGUUCACCAGGUACCUUUGCCUUAUGCCGGUUUGCCGGCCAUACCGGAGGCUGCAGGCGCGCGGGCAUCUUCGUCCGCACGCACAGCAGCAGAUAGGGCCAGCGAGAAUAUAUUUCCAGAAUUCAGACCCACGAUCCGAUCCACUCCGCGAACGACCAACAGACCACCACUGAGGUCAACGGCAUCAGAGGCAUUAUUACAGGAUUUGCCCAUGGACGACACAUUUACUCAAGAGGAGUGGGAGAGGGACAUUGAUAUCAAGCUCAUGUUCCGAUACCUAGUGUCACGCUUUACGUCUAGGCCUGAGCCGACGAUCCCUACCGAGAUGACUACCCGUCCGGUUCCUGCGAAGCCGCAAGACGCUGCCGCUAAGGCUGCCAGAGUAAGGCAGCACCACCCCCUCACCUCCCGGACUCGCCCUAAUGAACGUCGAGCUUUCAAAGCAACUGCACCUAGCAGCCCCGUGGCUAUGCGACAUCACUCCAGCUGUGCCAGCCAGAGCACACGCCGAUCAGCCAGGAGAAGCAGCGUCUCAUCACGACACUACUGGGACAUUGGAGGAUCCAUCGGCACGGGAUCAAUGAUUGCUGCUGCUGCUCCCAAUGCCGCGAUGGGCAGCUGGGGCGAAGUUUAAACCGAAGCGGUGCGGGUUUUUAUCAUCGGGUUUUUAUAUCAUUCGUUCAUUAUCAUCAUUUUCUGGCAUCACUUACAGCGGCAUUACUAGGCGACUAUCACAUUAUUGUUCCCCUCAUUACUAUCAUAUUUUUUAUUCAAGAGCAAGGCGUAAUGCAUUUGUUGGCGAGAUGCAUGAUGUUAAUGAUUUGAGGUCGACC